Messenger RNA from Callorhinchus milii (elephant shark), 3176 nucleotides. RefSeq names its product tensin-4. Bases 560 to 3139 code for a protein of 859 amino acids. The record is from RefSeq and is a predicted model, not a curated record. Gene Ontology annotation, molecular function: protein binding. The transcript has 15 exons. NCBI's taxonomy places the organism in Eukaryota, Metazoa, Chordata, Chondrichthyes, Chimaeriformes, Callorhinchidae.
AUUCUGUGAUGGGAGGAAGUGAAGGUGGGUUGAGAGCGGAUGGACCUAAGAGCCUUCUUCAUCAUCCAAACCAAUGGAGUGAUCUUGUGAUGGUGUUUUGCAGGAGCUCAUAAAUAGAGCGUUUUCAAGGCAACUUGACAACGUGCCAGGUCAGGAUCUGCAAUGAUCAACUUGGACACUCCCUUUCCCUCUCCCUCCCUCUGGAGCCAGUCGUACAGCCUGUACAGUCAGAUAGUCGGAAGGGCAGGAUUGAUUUAAAUGAACUUGGAUUGUGUCGAAGGAACUUAUUGUCACCGGAGGCUGAAAGGCUUCGCACGUGUCUGUAAGAGAGAGAGAGAGUGAUAUUGAGACCUGGCAGCAAUCAUUACUGGAGCACAUCAGGAUUCGGUCUGGUUUGCGAAAGGUUCCCAGAUUCCCUACUUCCGUCAGUUCCCGAACCGAGAGGGCCAGUUCGGCUUCAGUGUUGGAGAAGAGAGGGGUGUCUUGUGGGGAGUCAGCUGAGGAGCACACGGCACCAGCGUAGAGUUGCUGAAGCAAAGGGAGCUCAUUGUCAGCCGCCAUGUCAGUCCACACCUUACACUUGGAGCAGUCACCAGGCUCCAGGGCAGGUCACUGGCCGGAGUCCAUGGUCCUCAAUGGUUCCUCAAUGAACCGGGCUUUCACUAACGUGGUCUAUCCCGGCUCCGUCACCGUCUCCCAGACCAAUGCCUACAGCCAGCGUCCGGCAGAGCGAUGGGUCUGCCGGCAAGUGACUAUGUCCCCUCCUGCCUCGAACUUGGGUUAUCAACCGUACCACCCAAGCAACCCUCACCAGACCCUCUCUGUCAAGUCAGCCUACGGGCAGAAGCCCCCGUCGCCGUGCCCUCACACCGUGCUGCAGCGAGCAGCUGGCGAUUAUCACCGGACGCCACAGGAGCCCGAGCAGACAGAGGCUUGGAAUUUUUUCAGGAAGGGGUCAGAUGCGGACCAGAACCCAGGGGAUCAGGCAUCGUCACCGUCCUUAGAUGCCACCAUCGAGAAUCUGAACAACCUGAUUCUGGAGCUGGACCCAACUUUCCAGCCCAUCAACACCGGAGUCAGAGGAGCCUGGGAUAGCCUCCGGCACGAUACCAGCUCCAGCUCCGUCACCGCCUUGCCGCACUGUCACACACACAAGGAGGAAUUCCCUGGAGACAGCGAUGGAACAGGAAUUCUGCUGUACAAUGAAUGGGAUUCUCCGGGAAGGAGAGACGAGCAGCAAUCCGUGAGCCUGAUAUCCCACGGAGGGGACCGAGUGGACUCCCCAGAACGGGGUGACAUUGGGAGCCCCAACAGCGACAGCCAUCACAGGACGUUCACUCUCCCGGGAUAUAGCCAGGCUCGGGAUGGCUGGAGUGGUCCCACCUCGCUAUCCAGGGACAUUUCGCAUCCAGUCAUUGUCUCCAAGCCACACAUUCCCAUUCCUACCUCUUCGUCCUCUAUGGAAUCCCGGUAUAUAGACAUGUCCCCUUGCCCGAGUGCCUUGACAUCGAGAGGACCCUCGACACACAGCACCUCCCACCAGAGCCGAGGCCUCUGUAUCAGCCCGAGUGACUCGCUCUCCACGUCUCCUCAGCGGAACACAUUACCCAUCCUAGUCCCCACGCCCCACGGCAGCCUCCUUAGAGAUCCCGCCUGCAACUACCUCUCCAUGUCUCCGGUCUCGGAAAGCAUCCACAAGUGCUCGCUCGCUCGUCCUUCCAUGCACGUUGGAAGCACUGGCUCCUUGCUGUCCACAUCUCCUGGGUCAGACGUGUUGGGAAGCUCCCACUCCCUGCUGAGCGAGGACGGGAGGAUGUACAGAUCCACGGGGAGUACGUACGGAUCAUCCGGGUCCUUCGUUAACAUGUCGAGUCCGUUCGGCACCUCUCCCGGCACCUGCAAGAUCUCCUUCAGCGAUCAGAGACUUCACGAAGCCUCGCCGCAAGCCAGGGGUGCUGGUCGUUCCUUCUCUCACCACGGUGCCUCCAACACGGGCCCUGGGAGGAGGCAGAUGACCUCCCAGCACAACGCAGCCAGGCCACAAUACAUCAACAGCUGCCCGGCCUCCACCACCACCUCCUUCACCGACAUCCCGCUGCUCCUCAUCAACGGAGCCCCUGAGCACGGGCAAAGCCACUCGCACAAGAAACCACCGCCCUCGCCUGGCUACUUCCCCGAAGCGAACGCCAAUUGCACCGCAAGACGUCCCCCUGGUCUCAAUGUUGGAUCAAUUGGAUCGUUCAAGGCUUCGAGCCUCGUCUCGCUAGAAGACCAAUGUGACUCUCAACCGAGCAUCAAAUUCGUGCAGGACACCUCCAAAUACUGGUACAAGCCGAACCUCAGCAGAGAGCAAGCGAUCGAGAUACUAAAGGACAAGGAGCCGGGCUCCUUCAUCGUCCGCGAGAGCUCCACCUAUGUCGGCUCCUACGGAUUGGCCAUGAAAGUAUCUUCACCGUCAUCGUCGCCAGGAAGUCCCCCUGACAAUAGAGCAGACUCUCCCAGUCAACAGGUCCGACAUUUCCUGAUUGAAUUCUCCCGCAAAGGCGUGAGUCUGAAGGGAUCGGCCCAGGAACCUUUCUUUGGGAGUCUGUCAGCCCUAGUGUACCAGCACUGCAUCACUCCCAUGGCCUUACCCUGCAAACUCAUCCUUCCCAGAAAAGAGAGUUCGAGUGAGGAGAACAGCCCAGACUCCUCCGAGAGAACAGCGUCUCCACUGCUGAAGAACGGAGCAGUGUUCAACAUCCUGUACCUGAACUCGGUGACCAUGGAGACGCUGACCGGUCCACAGGCCAUUCUGAAAGCCACGUCGCUGAGCCUGGAGCGGGAGCCCAUGCCCCCCGCCACCGUGGUCCAGUUCAGAGUGUCCGAGCAGGGCAUCACUCUCACAGACAGCAAGAGGAGGCUCUUCUUCAGAAGACACUAUACAGCCGGCACAGUGAAUCACUGCGGUUUGGAUCCGCUUCAGAGGAAGUGGAGAAAGGACAACGAGCCCUCAAGGAUCUUCGGGUUCGUGGCAAAGAGUCAAUCCAAUGCCACCGAGAACAUUUGUCACCUGUUCGCAGAAUAUCAGCAUGAACAGCCCGCCUCCACCAUCAUCAACUCCGUGACCAGCAUUCUGCCCGGGCUCCAGAGGGAGUGAGAGAGGAGGGGGGGACGGAACGGAGAGAGGGAGUGAG